Quercus lobata is the source of this 478-nucleotide messenger RNA. Its product is annotated as metal tolerance protein 4-like. Gene Ontology annotation, cellular component: membrane. Gene Ontology annotation, molecular function: manganese ion transmembrane transporter activity. NCBI's taxonomy places the organism in Eukaryota, Viridiplantae, Streptophyta, Magnoliopsida, Fagales, Fagaceae. The transcript has 3 exons. The record is from RefSeq and is a predicted model, not a curated record. The coding region runs from base 113 to 370 and encodes 85 amino acids.
UAAGAGGUAUUUUUUUCCUUGGAGUUAAUUGAAGAGGCAGCUGAUUGUUUCAGUUUCUCUCGUGGGACAGUCUGCACCUCCUGAAGUCUUGCAGAAACUAACAUAUCUUGUCAUGAGACACUCACACCCUCAAGUCAAGCGUAUUGACACUGUCCGUGCCUACACCUUUGGUGUUCUCUAUUUUGUAGAGGUUGACAUUGAACUCCCCGAAGAGCUACCCCUAAAAGAAGCACAUGCCAUCGGAGAGACCUUGCAGGAGAAGCUAGAGAAACUUCCGGAAGUUGAGCGGGCAUUUGUUCACCUUGAUUAUGAAUGUGAUCACAAGCCAGAGCACUCUGUACUCAGCAGACUACCCAACAAUCAGACUUGAAUUUUGAAUAGCUCAUACAAGUCUGACAUAGAAGAUGUGUUAUAAUCUUAUGGCUUUGUGGAGUUAAAUCGUUCGCCUUGAUUAUUUUUAGUUUAUUUUAUUAUAUGA